Ectocarpus sp. CCAP 1310/34 is the source of this 828-nucleotide messenger RNA. The record is from the annotation of a GenBank genome assembly. Lineage: Eukaryota; Phaeophyceae; Ectocarpales; Ectocarpaceae.
AUGGUUUCCAACAAGGAGGCGGCCGCUACUUGGGGCACGGCUUGCAGCAUCUGGCCCUUGGGGGACUCGCUCGACUACUCAUGGCUCGAUAGCUGCGCUGAGUUGUGGGACCCUCGCUGGGAAAGACUAGGAAGCCGGAGCUCGCCGCCAAACGGUAAUCGGGAGGCUUUCUUCUGGCGUGACGAAGACGGCAUGAGACGUUUCUUGGCCGAGGGCCUUCGGAUAAACUCGGGCUUGCCAGAGGCAAUCAGAUGUGGCCAUGAAGUUCUUGUCCGCAGUGGAGAAUUCUCGUUCGGCUCGGAGGAGAGAACAGGAAGGGCUGCUGUGGUUCAGGGCGCGUUUGUGUGCAUUCCGGCAUCCGAGGAUCGAGCCGUUCGUUCCGCUCUAGGGAUUCCUGCCGAAAGAGUUCGCUAUCGAUAGAGGCUCACAGACAGGGGUGUUCACCAUCAUUCAAAAGAGGAAGGGCUUCUACGGCACCUGUACUACGUUCUUCAAUAGCAUCACUGUGGAGUACAACAAGCGAAGCGGCUCUUGGCCACCACCCACGUUCAUUCGAAACGGGGACGUCUGUUGGCGGGUGGGUCCGGGUAAAAUCGAAACAUUCGUUGGAAGAGAUCGAUGUUAAGCCCCCCUCCCCUUCCUUCCCCCGCGUGCUGUGUGGGGUCUAGGGUGUCGUACAGGCUGGGUGCUUGGGCAUUGAGUUUUGUCUGGAGCAAGGGAGAGCACUAGUUUGGAACCUGAGUACGGGUGAUGUGCGUCAAUGGCGAACCGAUACGCCGACGAAAGCUACUCUAGGAAUUAGAGUAACGGAGGGUAUUAGGGGCACCU